Messenger RNA from Spodoptera exigua (beet armyworm), 817 nucleotides. The record is from the annotation of a GenBank genome assembly. Lineage: Eukaryota; Metazoa; Arthropoda; Insecta; Lepidoptera; Noctuidae.
AUCAGUCGUUGCAGUGAUACAUUGUAGCCAACAUGAAAUUCUUGAUUGUCCUCGCCGUAGCUAUGGUGGCGGUCUCCGCUGAGGAAGCCGCGAAGAAGACCGAGAAGCGAGGUCUCUCCGGCCUCGGAUACGGUGGCCUCGGAUACAGUGGCGUCGGAUACGAUGGCGGACUGGGAUACGGCGGUCUCGGAUACGGUGGACUCGGAUACGGUGGAUACGGUGGAUACGCUGCCCCAGUAGCAGUUAGCAAGGUUGCGUACACGACCGCUCACGGCGCCGGCUACGGAGGCUACGGCGGAUACGGUGGAUACGGAGGAUACAGCGGCCUCGGCGGAUACAGCGGUCUCGGCGGAUACAGCGGUCUCGGCGGAUACGGAGGACUCGGCUACGGUCACGGUGGUUACUACAGUGCCCCAGCUGUCAGCUACGCUAACCAGGUCGCAUACGGCGGAUACGGCGGAUACGGCCAUGGUCUCGGAUACGGCGGUCACGGUCUCGGCGGAUACGGCGGUCUCGGAUACUACGGACAUCACUAAACCUGACUUUGACUUAUUUUUUUUAUUUUAUUCUUUCUUUAACAUCUAUUUAAAUACUCGUGGUAAAGUAUUUAUGUACUUUGCUGUUUCGAAUUUUGUAUUUAAUCCAUUUUUUAAUCUGUGAUCGAUAUUUUUGUGAUAUCACAUUAUUUUUUUGAUUGUAUUGGGUAUCAAACCCUAAUCUGAUUGACAGUGAACUGAUGUUUACUGUGAUUAUCGAACAACGAAACUGCCUGAGAGUCUUUGUAAAUAUCUUAAUAAAAUAAUAUAUUAAAAAUCAA